Messenger RNA from Maniola jurtina (meadow brown), 2043 nucleotides. Its product is annotated as all trans-polyprenyl-diphosphate synthase PDSS2-like. The transcript has 2 exons. The coding region runs from base 122 to 1333 and encodes 403 amino acids. The record is from RefSeq and is a predicted model, not a curated record. NCBI's taxonomy places the organism in Eukaryota, Metazoa, Arthropoda, Insecta, Lepidoptera, Nymphalidae. Gene Ontology annotation, biological process: ubiquinone biosynthetic process; isoprenoid biosynthetic process. Gene Ontology annotation, molecular function: prenyltransferase activity. Gene Ontology annotation, cellular component: transferase complex; mitochondrion.
AUGACAUAAUCGCCAGAACGUAAGGCGCGUUUAUUUCUGUUUUUAAUUGGAAAAAUAUUAAAACGUGACUGAAAUUCAUUGCGAACUGUUCAUAAUAGUGUUUUGAAAUAUACAAUACAAUAUGUCGUACGCUAUGAUUCGACAUUUACGUAGAACUAGUUUAUUGUGUGAGCAAAUUAGAGUCGAAAGUACCUUGAACAAUGUGACCCAGGAAGAGUUUUUAUUUCGACCUCCAGUGCCUCAAUGGAGCAAGGUGAUACGAGAAGCAGAAAAAAUUGUUGGAUAUCCGACCUCCUUCAUGAAUUUGCGUUGGCUUCUUAGUGACGAAUUCUCGAAUUUGGCCAUGCACUUACGAAAAAUUGUAGACAGCAACCACCCUAUAAUGAAGACGGCAAAAACUGUGCUUUACAAUGAGCAAAACAACCUGCAGCCUUGGGGACUUAUAAUUUUACUGCUCUCCAAAGCCAUCAGUCCUUCAACAUAUUCCUUAGAAGCCACCACAUUAACAGAAAAGCAACGAAUGCUGGCAGAAUUAACAGAAAUGAUACGCACAGGCCAUUACAUACACAAAGGCUUACUAAACAUACCAUUUGAAGAACGAGACAAGACUAAAGAAACAUCAAUAUUUGCUAACAAAAUUGCCAUUUUAAUAGGAGAUUACCUUCUUGUUACAGCGAACGGCAUGCUAGCCCGUUUAAGAAAUCAGGAUUUAUCAUAUUUAAUAUCAACAGCAUUACGUGAUUUGAGUGAAGGAGAGUUCUUUGGGCCUCGUGAUGAACAGAACUUGCCGUUACCAGGAAAACCAGUGAAAAGAAAUGAAGAUAACUUCAAAAUCAGUGAUGACACAAUACCGUUAGAUGUGAAAAAUAUGUUAGGUUCACCAAAAAAAGAGUGGACCUUACGGACUAUGUAUAACGGAGGUUCGUUAUUUGGUAGAGGUUGUGAAGGGGCUGUGUUAUUAGCUGGUAAGAGUGAUUCUGAUCAGAAAAAGGCAUAUUUAUUCGGUUGUCACUUAUGUUUAGCCUGGCAAGCAGCCAGUGAACUCCAAAAAUUCACAUCAAAUAAUAAAGACACCUUUUCUCUUGUCAGCGCUCCAGUUUUGUUCGCAUUAAACAGUUCUCCAGAAAUAUAUGAAAGUUUAAAAAGUGUCAACAACGUUUCUUCAAUAGAUUUUGAUGAGUUAAAGACGAGAAUAACGGAGACAGAUGCAAUUGAGCAAACUAAAUCAUUAUUUGUACAGCAUGCUGAAAAAGCGAGGAGUUACGUUGAAAUGUUUGGUGAUAACCAGUCUGUUAGUACUAUAAAGAGAUUGAUUAAAACUGUACAGUGUUAAAAAAGUAGUGCUAAUUUGAUAACAACAAAACAUAUUUAAUAAAAUUGACAGCUCUAUCCAUUUCUAAACUACAUAGAGUAAAGGAUGGCACUAUGUUUAGACCUACCAAUUUAAUUAAGUUGUAUAAUCAAAUUAGCACCAAUGAAUAGACAUAAUUUUUAGACAAAUUAUAAAAGGGUUGUCCUUUAAUUAAGAGAGGCCUGAAUAAAACAGUCCAAGCCAUUGUCGCUACAAAAUACCUCUUAAUUAGUUACAUUAGAUUUUUUAGGUUUAGUACUAAAAUUAUGUCCAAUAUGUAUUAUUUUUCCAAAGAAGAAUAAUUUUAAUUUAGCACCUAAUAUUAUUUUUCUUUGUACAUUGCUGGCAAUGUUAAAUAAGUUCCUUUUAAAAUAUAAAUUAUGUAUAUAAUAUAUUGUAGGUAUAGUUUGCUUGCUUAUUUUUUAUCUUUUUUUUCUAUUUCAUUUGGGAGAGCAUUAUAUUUUUAUUCAUAUUAUUUAUAUACUGUGAUGGUUUUUAAAAGAUAAUAAUAAUUAAUUGGGUGUCUUAAAAAAAUAGAAAUACAUAUUUUAAUGUAAAAAAUUCUAAUUAGAAUGUGGAAAAAUAUCAUGAAAAUAAAUUUUAAUACUUACCAACUUAACACAUUUUUUGUGAUACUUUAGUUAAUAGAUAGAAUUGUUGUGUUUUAAUAAAAAUCUAUAGAAAGUUUUAAA